Cinara cedri is the source of this 10553-nucleotide messenger RNA. NCBI's taxonomy places the organism in Eukaryota, Metazoa, Arthropoda, Insecta, Hemiptera, Aphididae. The record is from the annotation of a GenBank genome assembly.
AUGAAAGAUAGAAUAGUUGGAGAUUUUCCAUUAAAAUUUACAGUAACUAAUCCCAAAGAUGAGAUAAUACAAAUCAAUCAAGAAUGUAAUUUUAUUAUUGGUCGAAAUGGACAUAUAACACCAUAUAAAUUACAUUUUGGAUUAUACUCAUUGAAAGAACUUGAAAAAAUGUUUAAUAAUUAUCCUGAAUAUGGUUUAUAUAAUACAAUUACAACAGUAAUACUUAAAAAAAAAAGGAUUUUUAAAAAUAUUAUCCUCCUUUAAUAUAGGUCUCGUAUCAGGUUUGAAAACUUAAUGUUAAAUAUUGUAUUUAAGUCACCAAGAUUUUGUUUUAUGUUUUUAACUUUCAUUUUAGCGCAUAAGUUGAAAAUUUAGGUUAAAUAAUACAAAUAAUAUAAAAAUCACUUUUAAGACCAAUAAUAAUUUAAUCAAAUUUAUAAACAAUAGAGCUAAAAAUUUCAUAAAAAAUCCCCUUUCUGUUGGUAUGUGUAUAAACUUAAAUGUAACUGUAUUAAAUUGUUUAUGGGUAAGACAAAUAAAAAUUUUAAAAUAAGAUAUAAAGAAUACAUUUCUGAAAUAGAAUUUAAAAAGUUUAAAUAUAUAUAUAUAUAUAUAUGCAUACAUAUGAAUAUUAUACAAAUAAAGGAUACAAAUAAAUUUAGUUUAGGGCCCAAACUCGUUUUUCAAAAUGUGUGUUUUCGCCUGUACAAUAUGAAUCUAAAAAAAAAAAAAUCGGAUAAGCUUUGUUUGGAAGUUAUGGGGGAAAACUUCAUGAAGUUCGGGUUUUCCGUUUCGCAUAUUUCUUAAUGAAAAUUAAACAUUUUUAAUUUUUUUUUCUCCAAAAUACGUGUUUUUUUAAUGUUUAAUUCAUUGGUAUAAUCAAAACUUACCUAUCGUGCUUUUGAAGCUAUUGUACAUAGAGCAUUUUGGGUGCACUUAGAGAUCUGGCGGGGUCACUCGCUCGCUCGGACUGUUUCAAUCGAAAAUGACUCAAUUUGUUGUGUAAAACCACGUCGGGUAGGUAAUAGGAAAUAGUAAGUUAGAUAGAAUUAUUCAGACUUCAAUAAAAAAAACUUUUUAAUCAAAAUAUCAAUAAAUACAAAUCAUAAUAAAAAUUUAAAUAAUGUCUAUUUUCAAUCACAAUUUGGAUUAAUUCCAAAAAUGCUAUUUUUCUACAAUAACUUCAAAAGUAAGUAUAAUAGGUAAAUUUUGAUUAUAUCAAUGGAUUAGGCAAUAAAAACACACAUAUUUUGAAAAAAAAUUUGAAAAAUGAGUUUGGGUCCUAAACUAGAUUUAUACCCAAAUAAAUAUAAUCUUAUAAGUAUUCACAAGAUCACAAUGAAAUUUUAUUUUCUUAAUUUAGACAACGAUUUGAUGCAAUUAAUAAGCCCAAUGUUUUAUAAUUAAAGGUAUCUUUAAAACAAAUUCUCAUGAAAAAUGCAAUUAAAUAUAAAUGAGACGGUAAUAAAAAAAAAAAAAACGUUGAACACACAAUUUUACUAAGGUACCUGUUGUACCUAAUAAAAAUAAUCUUGUCUAAAUGUUUACCUAAGAUAUUUUUGUACUAUUACAAACACAGAUAUAUAUAUAUAUAAUAGACUAGAUUGCAACAAUUAGCAAUCUGGUUUAUUAUCUAUAUUUGUGAUUAUAAAUGAAAUCUAGUAUAAUCAAAGACAAACAUUUUAUAAUUAUAUAUGUCAAUUAUAAUUAUUUAAAACUCUAAAAAUAUCCAUGUCAAAUUAUAAUAAUAUCAGACCAUUGUUAAAAAACGUAAAUAAAACCAAUAUAUACCACUAUAUAAGAACCUCAGAACAUUAGUAUUUAAGAGACAUACAAUAAGGAAAAAUUAAAAAGUAUCAUUAAUUAAUUAUACUGGAUAUAUAUGAAUUUGACAUAACUAAAAUUAGUUUUGAGAAAAGUUUUCCAACAUGGAAAGUAAUAUGGGUAUUAUUUAAGGAAAACUGUAAAAGCAAAUUCACCUUAAUUUAAGCGAAAUUAUUAAUGUAAAAAAUGCAAUGGUGUCAAUACUAAUGGAACUAAUUUAGUUAAUUAUUUAAAAAAGUAAUAACAAUUAAUAAUAGUAGGUAACAGUGUAUAAUAAACAAUUAUUCAAUGCAAAAUGAAGGUAAUAAUAAAAAUAUUAUAUAGAUAACCCCAUAGGGGUAUCUAUAGUAAAUGUAAGAUAAUAGUAAAUAAUAUUAAAUUAUUAGUACAUACAGAACAUAAAUAAUGAACUAAUAUGAAUACGAUUAAUUAUUAAUAAAUUAAUGUGUUUUAUUUGAAAAGGCAGCAAAGUAAUCGGGGUAAGAUUUCUAGUAGAAAAGUUAUCCGCAGAAAAAAAAUUAAACAUCUUAGUUAGACUAUAAACUUCUUUGGUCCACUCAGAAUCUAAAAAAACUACUAAUUAUUGUGUGGUAAAUGUUGUGUACCAAAUUGCCAUUCAUAGGUAAAAUUAAAGCGGCCCUCACACGAUCAAUAUUUUUGACAGUAUUUCAGAUACUGACAAUAUUAUUGAUCGUGUGAGGUGGGUACUGAUUUACUGUCAGUAUAGAAAAACGAUACUGAUGAUUGAUGGAAAAAUCGGAUAUCGAUUCAUUAGUAAUUAUAUACUGAUAAUAAUAUUGAUGGUGUGAGGUGGGUACUGACAGUUCUUCAGUAUUAUUAGCAUAGCGAUAGAAGAUGCACGUGAUGAAUGUCCAAGCGCGCGCGAAGGUCGUGAACGACAAUUACGUGCUUUUAUUUCAAAAUAUAAAAAUUGUAAAUGUUUAUGGGAUGUUCGUUGCAAAGAAUAUUGUAAUAGAGACAUAAAAAAAGCUGCUUAUAAUGAAUUAUUAGUUGUCUAUAAGUUAAUUAAGCCUGAAGCUACUAUAGACGAAGUAAAAAAAAAAAUUAAUACUUUUACGAAGUAAUUUUCGUAAAAAGUUAAAUAGGAUCGUGUCAGAUGUUUACACUUGUCGAGUGCCAAACUGAUUACUGUCAAUAAUCUAUACUUACCAUGUAAGGAGUACACUGUCAGUAAUGUAAAUACUAUCAAUAAUAUUGAUCAUGUGAGGGCCGCUUAAGAUUUGGCGACUGGGCUAAAAAUGGUUUUUAUCAUUUCUGGACACCUGCUUAUCAUCGUUUUUUUUUAUCUAUGCUAUUCAAUAGUAUAAUAUCAAUGGAGUGUCCACACUGAUUUCCAUCUGAUUGAUCAGUUCAAGGCUGUUGGGAAAAUGAAAACAAUCUGGAGGAAAGUAACUUGUUGGUGGUUUUAAACAAUUCAUAAUUUUCGGUCAUAAUUUUAAAUUAAUAAUUAUAAAUAUUUGGUUAUUUGAUAAAUUAAAAUAGUUUUAUUUUACUGUUUUACGUAUAGUAAUUUGCAGAUAUUAAGUUUUCAUGGAUACAUUUGUUUACCCCGACAGAUAAUUAACUACAACUUGUACUCAACCAGGUGAUAUUCGGUUCCAGAUUAAUAAUAUUAUAAAGUAAAUAGAUUGUAAAUUGUGAUCAAAGCAAACAUUUUAAAAUUAGUACAUCUGCAUACAAAUAUUUAUAAUAUAGCCACAGUUUUUGUGUUAAAUUUGACUGUUUUAUAUUUUAUUUAUGUAUACAAUUACAAUUUUAAUUCUGCCCAUCAAAAUUAAUAUUGACAAAUGAGUUAUGAAUUUGGAAAUCUUAAGAUUUACAUAUUAGGUAUUGGAUAUUUAUCUUAUUUUGUCUAACUUGAGAUUAAUUACCUAUAAAAUUACAAUAUAGGCAUUUUUUAUAUUUUCGCUACUCACAAAAUGGUUUUUGAAAAUGUGUACAUCAUAAUAAAAUUAAUUAGUUUCUCAUUCAUAUUUAUGAAUUAUUAGCACAAAUUGAAACAGUUUUCUAUGCGAUAUUUGUAUUGAUAUUACCAUUAGUAGGUAUAUCUACUUGAUACAAGGGAAAAGUUUAAAUUAAUAUUUAAUAAAAAUGAAAAUCUGUUUCAAUUUUGCAUUAUACCCACCUAAUAAUUCAUGUUUAUUUUGUUUUUAUUAAUAUGUCAAAAUUGAAUAUCCAUCAUUUAAAAAUGUUAUAUUGUAUUAAAAUAUUUUCCCAUAUUUGACAAUUUUAUUUUUCAAAUGAAACCUGCCCUUAUAAAAUAUUAAAUUUAAUCUAAUAUUUUUCACUUAUUUUAACAUGUGUAGUACAUAUUUAUGAUAUUUAUUUUUAUCUAUAAUUCAAUAUAUAUAUUAUAAACAGUGCUUCAAUUGGAAAAAUAAAAGAAGGGGUACUAUUAAGCUUAAGUAGCGUCCCUUGUAAUGAUUGAAUUCAACUUAAUUAAGACCAUUGAAAAAAAUUAGAAUUGGCUAAAAUAUUUUAAGAAAAGAAAUGGUAUCCCAUCCCCCCAUGACCCACUCCCAAUUAAAGCAUUAAUUAUGUGUAUAAAAUAUAAUGAUACUACUAAGAUUAAAUUGUAUUAGCAAACCAGGCAAUAGAAUAUAAAAAAUUUUAAAUUCACAGAGACGUUGUUUGUCAUUCUAUAUACAAUCAAUUUCUGUACAUUUAAUUAUUUUUGUUUCCACAUUGGUUUGGGAUUUUAUUUGUAAAUACAAUUUUAGUUUUGAAAUCAAUAAACUGGUCAAAUAAUCUUAAAAAAAUAUUUAAAAUCAUUUUAUAGGUAUAUUUUUUAUAGUGGCCAAUAAUUAAACAUUACAAUUUGAAUAUUUAUUUACAUUAGAUAAGUAUGAAUACUUUAAUAAUUGUAUUAAAAUAUAAAUAAUAAUAAGUUUACUAAUUCAUAGAUGUUGCUAAAUCAUUAUACACAAUUUAGAGUGUAGUACUCUAAAUAUGGUUAAUGUUAUGUGUUCAAUAUUAUUAGUUAAUAUUAUUGUAAAUCUAUUAUUACCCAUGAAUUCAAAAAGUAUUUUUUAACUAAUUAUGAAUUACUUUUGCUAUGUAUAAUAUAGAUUAUAGCCAUUAGUCAUAUAGUGUAAUAAUUUAUUAUAAUAAACUAGUUGUGUUAUAAUAGUACAAUUACUAUCUUUAGGUAUGUUAUUUAACUCACUAUUCCUUUCUACUACCAAAGAGAUAAGUAAAAGAGUAGUUUAAUGUUACAUUAUUUAAAUUUGAAAAAAAAAAAACAUUCACAUAGGUACAAUUAACAAAUUUAAUAAGUUUCAUAUUUAUCAGGAAAUAUUAAAUUUGGAAAGUCACCUGGAUAUAAAAAAAUAAGUUUUUAAGUUAUUAUUGUUAUUAAUAUACAGUGAUUUUUUUUUAUUAUGAACUAGCAAUUAUCUUAAGAGAUUUUAAGUGAAUUUGAUUUCUGUUUUUUCAAAUCAUUAUGGAAUUGUUUAAGCUUUAUUUUAAAACCAUUUUUAAUUUUUUACCCCUACUCCAUAUACCUUAAAAAGAUACAUACUAUUGAUUAUCAAAUAGGAACUCCUUUUUUGAACACAGAUUUGAAUACAGAAUAUUUUUCUAGAAAUGUUGAUGUGCAUAACACUAAUAUUAGAUUUACAGUUGAUGAGUUACAACAGUUUAAAGUUUAGACCAGUGGAAUGGGGAAGGGUUACUGAUAGGCAAUUUGCUGGUUCACGGUAAAAAAUUACUCUGUGUGUAUAUUUUUUAAAGAGGUCAAUUAUGUAUUUUAUUAAAAAUAUGCCCUCUUUAUCUUCUCAUGACACUUUUAUUUCAUAUUAAUAGUGAGAUUGUUGUUAAAUUAUUUUUAAAGAUAUUUAGAUAAGUUUUCUUUUAUAGAAACAAUCAUUUAUUUAUAAAUUAGUCAUGGUCUCAUAAACUUAAUAGACAACAAUGUCAGCUAUGCUCCAUAAUGACCUUCAUUUAGUUUUAAUCUUUUUGUUCUUAGAAUAAGUUCUACCAUUAUUUUCUGUCAAAAUAAUAAAAUAUUUAUAUUUCAUACCUUUUUCUGUUUGCUUAUCAUUAAAAAAUAAAUAAUACAAUCAUUACGCAUAGGUACCAACUUCAAUUUAAAAAACAUUUAAUAUAACUUUCUGAAAUAUAUUUGCAUGCAUUCCUAUUUUCUGUAAAUUAUAUAAAUUAUUAGUUAUUGUUUUGUUUUUAUUUUGAUAUAAUAGAUGCAUAUUUUUAGUAGCCUGAAGCAUUUUCUAAUAAUUAUAUAUUAUUUUGUAGGUAUAACAUGAAAUACCUAAGUAAUAACUAGGGCUUGGAUUUCAAUAUAUGUAUACUACCAAAAAUAAAUUAAAUAUAUUUAGUAAUAACAUUGAUUUUAUAAUAGAUUUAUAGUCUACUAUAAAAUCAAUGGUAAUUACUAUGAAUUUCAACAUGUGGCCCCAGAAAAUUUCAAAAAUGGUAAUAAUGCAUCUAAAACAUAAAAAUAAUGAUUUUAAAUUUAAAAAACGUAAAAUAAAUGUUUUUAUUCUCAUUCAAAAAUACAAGUAACAAAACAAACUACUUGUUUUUGAGCUUUUGAUAUUACUUUAGUUUAUAAUAUAAUAAAAGCACUUUACAAAUCUUGCCUUGCUAGCAUGUAAAAAUCUUGAAAUAAAAUGUUGUAUAUCUAAAUAAAACUAAAAAUGAAGAAAAUGGCUUGUUGAAAAUCAAAAAAAUGCAAUGUAAUAUUUCUUAUUCAAUAAUACAUGAAAUACUUUGUAACAAAACGAGCAUUACAAAACAAGUAUUUGAAAACAAUGCAUUGUAUUUAAAUCUGAACUCUAGUAAUAUGAUUAUGAUUUAUCUAUUUUUUAAAUUGUAUGGCUUUAAAAAAUUAUAUUAACAUUUAAAAAACAGGUCUCUACACUAUCUUAAAAAUUAGAAUAUAGAAAAUACAAAAUAAAAUAAAGAUAUAAAUUAUUAAUUUAUAUAAAUAAAUAAACUAUCUUGAUGAUAUUUAAUUACUAUAUUAUACAUUUUUCAAUGAUUUGGUUGUAAUAUAUAUUUAUAUUGGUUUUUUGACAGAAUUUGUAUUAAAUGUUUAAUUAAAAAAUAUAUAUAUAUAAAUAUUAUAUUAAUUAAAAUAGUCUAAAUAAGAAUGUAAGAAAAGAAAACUGGAAUUGCUGUGAAAUAUUUAAAAAUGAUUAAAUGUGUAAAAUUAAUAAAGCUCAUUUAAUUUAAAAUCACAUUAAACAAAUUUAUUACUUAUCAAAAUUAAUUUAUCAAAUUACAGUGAAAAUAUGUAUUAACAUUAAAAUUUGAGUAGUAAUUAAAAUGUAUAUGGUUACUUGAAUACACAAUGCUAUAUUAUGUUUAAUUUUAUCUUUAAUGUAUUAAUUUAAAUUGUUUAUAAAUUAAUUUUGUAAAUAUUAUUGUUUUGUGUAUCCCAGUUUUGAUAUAACUGAAUAUAUAUUAUAUAUGUACAAACCUCUUAUACAUUAUUAUUUUAAAGCAUUUUUAUUGAGUAAUCCUUACAAUUUGAAUAGCAUCACCAUCAGUAUAACAUAAAAAAAUUAAAACAUAUUUGUGGUUGCUAAUGUUAUGAAUAUUAUUGUCAAAAAACAAAUGACUGUCACCAUUUAAAAUAAACUAUCACAGAGUUAUUUUUAAGUAUAAAUUUGUAAAUUGCUAGUUAAAAAUUAAACUUAUGAACUUUAUGAUGAUAAUUGAAAUUUUAUUUUAUUAUUUAUCAAAAAUUUAAGAUACUCAUUUUGUUUAGGAACCUGUUUAUGUAAUUUUUAUAUCAUAAGUUUUUAUUUUUAUCUUGACAUUAUAUUUAGCAUUAAAUAAAUCAUGUUUAUUUUUACAUAAAUUCAAAGAAAAUAAACUAAGAUAUUUUGUUAUAAUAUAUCUUCCAUGCUUAAUGAACUCGAAAAUAUAAAUGUAAUAUAAUUACCCAAGAAUAGUAAAAUGCUUAACAUAUUUUAAUUUAAAUAAUUCUUAUUUUUAAUUUUUUUUUAAAAAAAACUUGUCAUUGUUAAAAUAUGUUAUUAUACUAAUAAUUAUUUGUUUCAGAGAAAAUAAAAAAACAAUCAUUCGAAAUGCUUUUGAGUUGUAAUCAAUAAUGUCUGAACAUCGAAAACAUUCUAGGAUCUCUGUGAUGCAAAUGUUUCACGAGCUCAAACAACAAUUUCCUACAGUCCCUGAUCAAGUAGUCUCUGAUUGUAUACUUAAAGUGAGAAAGUUCAUUAAUGUUAUGGAUGUUACAUUUAAAUUUAUAAAUUAUUGGAUUUGUUUUAGCAUUCAACUAAUCGAGAUGCUUGUGUAUCAAUUUUAAAAAGCAUACAAAAAAAUUAUGUUCUACAAACCUAUCCAUCUGACAUUGUAGAUAAAAUGGCUAACAGGCCAAAGUCUCUUGAAAUGUCACAGAACAAUCUUUCUUUGCCUAAAUUACAGUUUUCAAAUAAACCACCAACAUUUAAUGAUUCCAAAGAUUUAAAAAACUCGAACAGAAAUAAUUCUGAUGACACUCAAAUUUUAGAUAUAGAUUUUAAUAUAAAUACAUGUCGAUGUUCAUCUAUCUCGGCACCAUCAACUCCUUUACAGCGUCCCAAAGGGGAACAUAGACACAAAUCUUGCCUCUCACUAGAUUCUGUGCCAUUUAUUGAUACACAAUGUCGACCAUUUACUUCUGUAAGUCUGACCCUCAGAACACCAACCAAAGAUCCUUUACCGCCUUUAGAUUUAUCAGCUGGUGGAGGCUCUGAACUUACUUAUACAGCUUGUUCAUUUGAUCCGGCAACUGAUCCAAACAAUUGCUAUCAAUCUAGACUUCACAUAAGUAUUGAUCCUGAAGGUGAAACGACUGUUACUACUUCUCGCGUCAUGGUAUCUCCUACAAAUAUUAAAUCUAUUAAUCGGAUGACUGAAAGUCAAGUUCCUGGCUCAAAUCAAAUUGAUAAUAUUUUACCUAAAACUAAGAGUAAGUAUCUAUUUUCAAUAUUUGCAUGACCUGCAUGUUGAAUAUACUUAAAAUUAAUAAUUUUAAAAAUGUAGAAAAUUUACAUAUUGAGAAUUAGAUUUUUAAAUGUGUUUAGUGGUAAUUAAUGCUCAAUUAGAACAGAAGCGAAAAUUGGCUUCAGAAUUAUCAAAAGAAAAACAAAGACUAGAAAUUAUGAAAAGAAAUGUGGCUCUUAUGGAAAAAGAUAUUGCCAGAAGACGAACAUAUUCUACAAAGGUUUGUGGACUAACUCAAAAGUUUAAUAUUAAUACUAAAAUAAUUGUUUUUAUUUUUAAAAUUAAGAUUGAACGUUUAAGAAAUGAUGUUGAAUUGUUACGAUUAGAAUAUAACAAAUUAGCUGUCCAAGUUGACACUGCUACAGGAAAUCAAGGUAAUUUAAUUUAUAUACUUUGUAUUUGAUCUAAAUGAGAAUGUUUACUGUUUAUACUUUAUCUUUGCAAUUUGUUUUAAAUUUAAAUCACUUAGAUAAUUGAUGUUUUAUUUGAAAAUAGAAAUUAAGAAAAAUAAGUUAAAAGAGAGAUUUGUUUUAGUAAACAUUAUGUAUUUACAAAGAUUUAAGAUUAUAAAACUUUAUAUUUAAUAGUUCCACUGGAUAAAUCAAAUGAACAAUUUUAUAACCAAAUCUAUACCGGUCAAAAGAUUUCUUUUGGAAAAAUGCACAACGAAUAUCAAGGUUUGCUUUUAUGGAUAUUAUGUACAAAUUAAAUAAUUGAUAUUAUUUUAUUAUUAUAAUUUGUGUUAUUUUUUUAAUUAUUGAUAAAAUAUGUUUGUUAGAACAUUCGGAAAGCCAAAACUGGGUUUGUCGUAUGUGCACAUUCCAAAAUCAUCCAAUAUUGCCGAGAUGUGAACAAUGUGAUAUGGCACGUUUUGACUUAGGUACAACCACGUCAAUCAUGAACAACAAUAUACCUUUGUGUGCCAAAUUAACCUCAAAUCUAACUACACAAUGCUUAACAUAAGUUUGACAUUUUUCGCAGUGUGUUCUGGUGAGAACUUUAACAUUACUAACAUUUAAACUAAGUAUAUUAAUAGGAAUUAAGAUAGUAUUACUAUAGACAUUUUGAAUAUAGUUAAAAAUACUGCUGCUCAAUUAAAAUCAUGUUUUUUUUUUUUCUAUGAAUAAUUUUAAUAUUAACGUUAACAUAACUUCAAAUGUUAUAAUAAUUCAUUAUUUGAGAUAUAAAUUUGAUACACUAUUACAUUUUUAGAAGUAUAUAUUUCAAUUAUAAAUAUUAGGUACAUUAUAUAAUUUCUUUUUUUUUCUAAAUAAGAAGUUAAUAAUAAUUUAUUUAAAAAUUUAAACUAAAUAGUUUAAUUUAUAUAAUAUAAUAUUUCUGAUUUAUUCAGUUUUAAAAAUAAACAAAGAUUAAAAAAUCUUAAUAUCAAUGUGUUUAUUUAUUCAUUGUUUAUAUAUGUAAAAUCAUUAUGUAUCAUAAUUUAUAACUAAAAUACAUUUUUUUUUUUUUUUUUAGGAAAACCUCGGCAGUAUCAUGGAAAUAUUCAUGUAAGAGUUACUCAUCGCAUAAAUCACCAAAGUACGUUGGUACACUGUUAGAUGUGCAGAUAUAUAAUGCACAAUGCUCUAGGUUUUUCCAAGUGUGAGUGAUAAUGUGUUUUCACUGUUGCUAUCACUUAUAAAACCAUAAGUCAUUGUUCUAUAAUUUGUAUUUUAAUUUCAAAUAUUUACAUUAAAUAUUUUUAUUUUUGUAAAGGAAAAACAACAAGUUUGUAUUGA